This is a messenger RNA of Anopheles coustani, 1780 nucleotides long. It is a transcript of the gene lace, whose product is annotated as serine palmitoyltransferase 2. Gene Ontology annotation, cellular component: serine palmitoyltransferase complex. The coding region runs from base 86 to 1678 and encodes 530 amino acids. NCBI's taxonomy places the organism in Eukaryota, Metazoa, Arthropoda, Insecta, Diptera, Culicidae. Gene Ontology annotation, molecular function: pyridoxal phosphate binding; serine C-palmitoyltransferase activity. The record is from RefSeq and is a predicted model, not a curated record. Gene Ontology annotation, biological process: ceramide biosynthetic process; sphingosine biosynthetic process. The transcript has 8 exons.
CCAAAGAACCAAAGUGUGGUUGAAUUGAUGGUGAAAUCGAUUUAAUUUCUCCGAAAACGAACCAGUCACUGAUCAUUUAUCAAUAAUGUCGACUACUGGUAAUAUUUCUAUUGAAAGCUCUAACACUCUUUCGCUACCAGGUCGCCGUAUUCCUAAUGGAACAACUAUCGGAAAAACAUUGAAUGGAUUCAACAAGCAGAAUGAAAGUACGGAGCACCAGAAAUCUUCCUACGAGCAGGUUCCAUUACAUACAGCAUGUUUCACUUAUCUUGGAUUCUAUUUGUUGAUGAUACUGGGUUACAUCAACCAAUUAUUCUUCACGCCCAAAGUAGCAACAGAAAAGUUCCGGGAUGGCUAUGUUCCGUUGUAUGAUGCCUUUGAAAAAUUCUACCUACGCUAUGUUUAUAGGCGUGUGAAGGAUUGUUGGAAUCGUCCUAUUUGCAGUGUUCCUGGGUCAGAGGUAGUGCUGAAGGAUAGAAUUACUAAAGAUUAUGGCUGGUCAUUUGAAUUUACUGGGACGGAAACGAAAUGUUUGAACUUGGGUUCAUAUAAUUACUUAGGAUUUGCGCAGAACGAGGGACCCUGUGCUGAUGAUGCAGAAGAGUGCAUCUGGAGCUAUGGUUUAGCUGCUUGUAGCUCCCGUAGAGAAUUAGGCACCAAUCCGCUACACCACGAACUCGAAGCAUUGACUGCGAAAUUUUUGGGCGUCGAAGAUGCAAUUGUUUUUGGUAUGGGAUUUGCCACCAAUUCGCUUAACAUUCCAACUUUGAUUUCUCCUGGCUGUCUGGUGGUUAGUGAUGAGAAAAAUCACGCCUCGAUCAUCUUGGGAUUGAGGCUGUCUGGUGCAACUCCCAAAGUGUUCAAGCACAACAAUAUGAAAGAUUUGGAGCGGGUGCUGAAAGACUCCAUUGUCACAGGUCAACCGGGAACUGGAAACCCCUGGAAAAAGAUUCUAAUCAUCGUGGAGGGCGUGUUCAGUAUGGAGGGGUCAAUAGUGAAGUUGCCGGAGAUAAUUGAGCUGAAAAAAAAGUACAAAGCCUAUAUUUACCUAGACGAAGCCCAUAGCAUUGGUGCCAUGGGUCCAUCUGGAAGAGGCGUAUUAGACUACUAUGGAGUUGAUCCUAACGAUAUAGAUAUUUUGAUGGGCACUUUUACCAAAAGCUUCGGUUCUGCUGGUGGCUACAUUGCUGGAAACAAGAAACUGAUAAACUUCUUGCGCGUUCAUAGUCAUGCUCACUGUUAUGCGAGUUCAAUGUCACCACCGGUGGCACAACAAAUUUUGACAUCGAUGAAAAUUAUUCUUGGCAUGGAUAGCAGCAAUGAAGGCAAGCAUCGUAUUUCUCAACUAGCGAGAAAUACGCGCUACUUCAGGAAACGAUUGGCACAAAUUGGAGUUAUCACGUAUGGCCAUGAGGAUUCGCCUGUAGUUCCAAUGUUGGUGUAUUUGUUUUCAAAAAUCGGAGCUGUGGUCAGAACAUUGACCGCAAGAAACAUUGCUGUUGUUGGUGUCGGAUUUCCAGCAACUCCAAUCAUGGAAGGCCGCAUCCGAUUUUGCCUAUCAGCAGCCCAUACCAAAGAACAGUUGGACUAUGCUCUUUCAGUUAUUGACGACAUAAGCGACACAUUGGGGUUAAAAUAUUCCCGCAAACCAAGAAAUCCUCAUCCAAUUGAUUACUAAUCAACUAAGACCUAUCAGUUGUGUUCAUUUUUGUGAAUCGGUUCUUUUGAUUAUUCCAUACCCUGCUUAUAAGCUACAAAUAAAUGAAGCUUGUAUUGGAAA